AUGCACUUAGUCUUUUCCCUCGUCCUCCCUCUCGCAACGGGGGCGGGGGCAGCGCGCCGCUACGGCUGCACGACGCGGUCCUCCCCCUUCUUCGACAGCCGCGCCCACUUCUCCGAUUCGAUCGCGUGCUCGGCGGUCGGCGCGGCGCGUGCGGAGCGCUUCGGGCAGGCUGGGGGGUCGGUGGCGCGGCGCCUGUCCCACAGCGAGUGCGUAGGGGUGCAUGGCUGCAUGGAUCCCAAGGCGUUCAACUACGACUCGAGCGCCACUUGUCAUGAAAAUAUCUGCGUGGACAAACGGCCGGGCUGCAUGAACUCGACAGCGCUCAACUACAACCCCGAAGCGAAUGUACAUUGUCCUACAGCGAUUGUCCUGGAGGGCUGCCCUUGCGAGCCGGUCCUGGAGGGCUGCAUGUCGCCCCUAGCGUUAAACUACAACUCAAACGCCAACCGGCAAGGGGUCCCGUGCGAUUUUGGCCGCCGCGGCUGCACUGACACGGCCUCCCCCGACUACGACUCGAAUGCCGAGAUCGACGACGGCUCUUGCACGGAGCAUGUCCCCGGCUGCACGGACGCAAGAGCGCCCAACUUCAUGUGCGAGGGCGGCGGGGCUGGGGGAUCCGAGGGGGCGUUGUCUCACUACUUUUGGCCGUCCCCUGUCGUAGGCUCGUGCGAGGAAUUCAUCUGGGGCUGCACCGACAGCGCGGCGGAGAACUAUAACUCCAGCGCGACCGCGUCGCGGCCGGAGGCGGUGGCGGAGCUGCGCGACCCCGAGACGCGCCGCAACGCGAUCUCUGCUCUGGUCGAGCUCUCUCAGACGGCGGGGCUCGUCGCGACCGGCUCCGAGGGCGGCUUGGCCACGCCGACGUCUCCUCGCCUGCACAUGCGCGCGCUGUGGACUGGCGCGGCUUGUCUGGACGCCUUUGGGGACUACCAGACGGACAACCGAGGGGACGUCGGCAGUUGGGGGGAGGCGGAGGCCGAGGCCGAGGCGCUGCAGGCCGCGCUGCCCUCGCUCUGCCAGCGGCUCGCCGCGGCCCUCUCCCAGCAGGCCGUCGAGGAGAUCGACCGGCCGCCGUGUCGCUCUCCGCGCUGCUGA
Messenger RNA from Emiliania huxleyi CCMP1516, 1095 nucleotides. RefSeq lists its product as hypothetical. The transcript is spliced from 7 exons. The record is from RefSeq and is a predicted model, not a curated record. The coding region runs from base 1 to 1095 and encodes 364 amino acids. Lineage: Eukaryota; Haptophyta; Isochrysidales; Noelaerhabdaceae.